AUGGCACAUGGCAGCCUAAUGGUCGAAAUGCUGACCAAUCGAGUGGACCGGGAGAGCCAAUUCGCGAACGAACUGUCUCAUCAAUUCCAGCUACGCGAAAGCGGCGAUCAAUUUUUCAAUUUCAACUUUGAGCCUGAUGAACAGUCUGUUAAUAUAGGCGUUUCACUGGACAUCGAUAACGCCAGCGUCGUUGGAGUAAGCUAUUCAUAG
Molecule: messenger RNA, 210 nt
Organism: Gongylonema pulchrum
Lineage: Eukaryota; Metazoa; Nematoda; Chromadorea; Rhabditida; Gongylonematidae
Source: the annotation of a GenBank genome assembly